Molecule: messenger RNA, 839 nt
Organism: Leptomonas pyrrhocoris
Lineage: Eukaryota; Euglenozoa; Kinetoplastea; Trypanosomatida; Trypanosomatidae
Product: cyclophilin a
Exons: 1
Coding region: 306-839 (177 amino acids)
Biological process (GO): protein folding; protein peptidyl-prolyl isomerization
Molecular function (GO): peptidyl-prolyl cis-trans isomerase activity
Source: RefSeq, a predicted model, not a curated record
AGCCCCAACCUCCUCGCUCUGCGCCGGCUGCGGCUUUCACCGGUGCCUUCUCCUCCUCCUCUCUUUCUUUACCUUCGCGCUUUCAAUCGUACUCCACUCUUGUGCAUCUCUCCCCACCCUUCUUUUCUUUUUCUCCCGGCUGGGGGUUCCAUCGGUUAUUCCCGUUCGAUCACGUGCACGAACCCUCGUUGCAGGAUAUCACAGCUUUCAAUUAAAAGAAGAGUCAUCAAGGUCUCCUUGUUCCGUCACUGCUCUCUCUCUCUCUCUCGACCCCCAGCUUUCAGAAAGUCAGCACAUAAAUAAACAUGUCUUACAAGCCCUUCUACCCCACCGUCCCCACCAACCCGCAGGUGUGGAUGGACGUCGAGAUCGGCGGCAAGCCCGCCGGCCGCAUCACGAUGGAGCUCUUCGCUGAUGCCGUGCCGAAGACGGCCGAGAACUUCCGUGCCCUCUGCACUGGUGAGAAGGGCUUCGGCUACGCCGGCUCCCCCUUCCACCGCGUCAUUCCGGAGUUCAUGUGCCAGGGUGGCGACUUCACCGCCGGAAACGGCACGGGCGGCAAGUCCAUCUACGGCAACAAGUUUGCGGAUGAGUCCUUCGCUGGCAAGGCCGGCAAGCACUUCGGCCCGGGUACGCUGUCGAUGGCCAACGCCGGCCCCAACACGAACGGCUCGCAGUUCUUCCUCUGCACGGCGCCCACGAGCUGGCUGGAUGGCAAGCACGUCGUGUUCGGUCAGGUGCUGAGUGGCUACGACGUCGUGAAGGCGAUGGAGGCGGUCGGCAGCCGCAGCGGUGCCACCUCGAAGCCGGUGCGCGUGUCCGCCUCCGGCAAGGUCUAA